Molecule: messenger RNA, 2986 nt
Organism: Serinus canaria (Common canary)
Lineage: Eukaryota; Metazoa; Chordata; Aves; Passeriformes; Fringillidae
Gene: SYCP3
Product: synaptonemal complex protein 3
Exons: 8
Coding region: 1897-2658 (253 amino acids)
Biological process (GO): meiotic cell cycle; spermatid development
Cellular component (GO): synaptonemal complex
Source: RefSeq, a predicted model, not a curated record
GCUUUAAUGAUUUAGUAAUUUGAAGCACGGCUCGGUUCCAAAAUGGGAUGAAGCUUUCGAGCAGCGUGAGGCGCCGCAGGCGCUGCUCGGUCCCGCUGCUGAGGGCGGCGGCGCCGCGGCCCGGCCGCGCCCGUUCCCGCCGUUUCGCGGCCGCUGGAGGCGCUGAGGCGGCGGCGGAGCCCCCGGAGCAGCGUGAGGGCUGUACGGGGCCCCGGGGCUUUGGCAGCGGCGGGGCUCCCUUUGGGACCGUCAGGACUCCCUCUGCUGCGCCGGGUGGUGCGAGGAGCGCUGUCCCCGCCGCCUGUGCGUCCCCUCAGGCUGCAGCUGAGGGCCCAGGUCUCUCUUGUUGCUCAGGUGCGAGGAGCGCUGUCCCUGCCGCCUGUGCGUCCCCUCAGGCUGGAGCUGAGGGCUCUGGUCUCUCUUGUUGCUCUGAGGUGGCUCCCCACGGUGAGACGCCCCGUGCAAACAAAACCGCACAAUCACCGGUUUGUUGAAUCUCUUUUUGGGACAGGGUGGAACAAAAGGGGGUGAGUUUCUCUAAAAAUCACUGUUAAAAUACUCAGCUGUGGAUUGAAGACACUCAGGUCGGCUAAAACAGGUACCUACACGGGAUCGGCGGGGCCCGCUUGGGCUUAUGAGGUGGCAGGAUUGUUUUACACUUGGCUGAAGGGGACUGAGACGUUCUACUUUGUAAACUGAUUUUUAAUACAAAUAAAUGUGUCUGUAUGUCAGAUAAAAUAGAUGCUUGCAGUUCAAAGUUCAAGUGCCUUGGCAGCACAGGGACAGGCACAGCUAGACAUUAUGGCCCAGCACUCUCCUCCUUUAUGUCAUGUCCUCAACAGUCAGUAGUCGAAAAGCAGAUUAAGUCUUGACAAUUUUCUCUAAUUUGAGGAAAAUUCUAAUGCAAAGGCUUUUGAUUUUCCAGUCAGUAAUGACACAUGUAAAAUCUAAAAUUCUACAUACUACGUAGAGAAGCAUCAACCUCAGAAAAAGCUCACUAUUAAAAUAGUGAGCUUUCUUUAGCAUAGUGUGGCCAUAUUUGUAAGAUCCAUGGAAUUUGGAAUUAAAAAACAUUUUUGCAGCUAUUGACAAUAACUAAAAACAAAACAAACCCCCCAAUAAACACAGAAAUAGGAAAGUGAGGUGUGUGAGAGAGUUGAUAAUGCUGGGGGGACCUCACAGUUCUUGAAAUUUAAAAGAUCCUUAAUGGAGUUCUCAAUUUCCAUGUGUGAACUUAAUUUUUAGGCCUGUCCCUGCCUUGCCUUGUGGAAAACCUACUGAUAUUUCUAGCAUUGUUGGAUUGUGUCUAGAAUGAGAGCUUUACUAAAGUAAAUAAAUGAGUAAUUUUUUAAGAGGGUAGUCUAUGUGUAAAAUGUUUGCCAGCGUAGAAAUGGCACAUUACAGAAUGCAGAGGUAUAAUAGCUAUAAAGAAAGAUAAAUUAGAACCUGGGAGUUGCUCAGGACUUUAAAAAAUGGCAUAAGCAUAUGUAUGUUUGACUUUACAGUGUGGCAUGGCUUGUAGGAUCACAUUGUUCUCUAUGGUUUAUCAUUUCUCUAUUUUGGACAGUAGAAUAUUGGCAUAGCUUUUGGGGAAUGCAGUACUGGACAUGAUAAAAUGUGUAAUAAACCUUAUGGAAGCUAAGCUGGCAGACAUCUUAAGAAAAUGGUUUUUUUAUUUUUUUUUUCCAGCAGAAUCAAGUAUGUUCCUAAUAGCCCUGGCAUUUUUUAGCAUGUUUUUAAAAGCAUCACUGAUAGGUAAUGCUGAGGAAUACCUCAAAACUAAACCAGUUUGACUUCUUGCAUAUCAUUACAGGUGCAGACUGUUAAAGAGAUACCUAUAAUAGGUCCAGGUAAGCAUGAGAACAUAUUUAUUUUCAGUUUAUUGUGGAGGAAGUUAUGUCACAAAUGCAAUAUACUGUUUCAGUAGGAAAAGAUCUCACCAUGGCACCAUCGGGAAGAAAGCAUGGAGGAAAAGCUGGUAAACCAGCACAGGAAGAUCAGACCAUACCUACUUUUGACUUUGAGGAGGAAAGAAAAGAACUGAGUGGAUCAGAGGAAGAUAUUAGAGAAGGUGACAUACCAGUAAUGGACAAGCAUGGAAAGAAAAGACCUCUGGUGACUACUCAUGUGGUUCCAGAUGAUGUGGGGGGUGAAGUACAGAAUAUGUUGGAGAGAUUUGGAGCUGACAUUAACAAGGCUCUCUUAGCUAAGAGGAAACGAUUAGAAAUGUACACAAAAGCCUCACUCAAAACCAGUAACCAGAAGAUUGAACACGUUUGGAAAACGCAGCAGGAGCAAAGGCAGAAGCUCAAUCAUGAGUUCUCCCAGCAGUUCCUGACUUUAUUUCAGCAGUGGGAUGUAGAUGUGCAAAAGGCAGAGGAGCAGGAAGAAAAACUAGCAAAUAUGCUUCGUCAGCAACAAAAAGUUUUUCAACAGGCAAGAAUAGUUCAAAGUCAGAGACUGAAAACCAUUAAGCAACUCUAUGAGCAAUUCCUAAAGAGCAUGGAAGAGCUGGAGAAGAGCAAUGAAAAUCUUCUGGCCGGUGCCCAAAACGAACUUCGCAAGGAAAUGGCGAUGUUGCAGAAGAAGAUUAUGAUGGACACUCAACAGCAGGAGAUGGCAACUGUUCGCAAGUCUCUUCAGUCCAUGUUAUUCUGAUGGCUCAGUGGAGGAGCAACUUGUACCUAAGUAACACGAUACAAGUACAGGCAUUAGAAGGAUGUUGAGAUUUAAAUGUUUCAGGGUUCCUAUUAAACUCUUUCCUGGAUUGUUCUAAUCUUGUCUGUUCAUGUUGUAAGAACAUAUCUUAGAAAACUUUUAUUUAUUACUGAGGGGCAGUAUGGACCCCAAAUCGUUCACUGUCUGUUCAAUUGAGUUUUAAAAAUUUCAUAUCCAUUUCCAAGAGUAUUGGAAUGUUUAAAUUGUUUCACUUUUUAAUACCAAAUUGUAACAAGGGGAAGAAUUAAUGAAACAUGCAUUACCCAGA